GCUACAACGCUCCUCGGAGACAUCAAAACCGACGCUUUUGGAAAUAUUGUUUGGAUGUAACGCAACGGGAUCGGUAUCAUUUAGCAUCUAUACAGAAACGUCACGCGCAUGCGUUUGCGUCCAUCUGGAUAAUACAGACGCGAACGCGAGUGUUGCGCGUCACGCGAAUACUGAAGUGAAUACAAAUGAUGUUGUGAAUUGACUAAAUAAUUUUUAACUGAUGCGCGUCACAGCAGGUGGAUGAUGAUGAUGUUAGUUAAGUAUUUUCUCAAUUCGUCAUUUAUAUGACUCUUAUGACCCGGUCAGUCCUGCUGGACCAGCCUUAGGUGUCUUGGUCACGAGCGCAAUGGUUCUAGUUCAUGGAUCCGCCCAGGUGGGGUUCGAACCUGAAACCUUCGGUUCAGCCUCCUAAGGUGUUUGGGCAGUCAUGUUGCCCGGGGUGGGUGUGUUCGGCACCAGUCUCACGACUCGGGUCAUCAUCCCUCUGCUGAAGAACGAGGGCUUCUCGGUGAAGGCGUUAUGGGGUCGCACGGAGGAGGAGGCAGAGGAGCUCGCGCGCGAGAUGAACGUGCCCUUCUACACUAACCGGAUCGAUGACGUGCUGCUGCAUCAGGAUGUGGAUCUGGUGUGUAUCAACCUGCCGCCGCCGCUCACGAAACAGAUCGCCGUCAAGACGCUCGGUAUUGGAAAAAACGUAAUCUGCGACCGGGCCGCGACACCGCUGGAUGCCUUCCGCAUGAUGUCAGCAGCCCAGUACUACCCUAAACUGCUAAGCAUAAUGGGUAACGUGUUGCGCUUCCUUCCUGCAUUUGUUCGUAUGAAGGAGCUCCUGGAAGAAGGUUACGUUGGGGAACUCUUGGUGUGCGAGGCGCAAGUGCACAGCGGCAGCCUUCUCGGGAAGAAGUACAACUGGAGCUGUGAUGACCUCAUGGGCGGCGGCGGACUCCACUCUGUUGGCAGCUACAUCAUCGACCUGCUCACGUUUCUAACCGGCCGGCGAGCGGUGAAGGUCCACGGCUUCCUCAAGACCUUCGUCAAGCAGACCGACCACAUCCAAGGUAUUCGCCAAAUCACCAGCGAUGACUUCUGCACCUUUCAGAUGGCGCUAGAGGGUGGUGCUUGCUGCACGGUGACGCUCAACUUCAACGUUCCUGGUGAGUUCCGUCAAGAGGUGGUGGUCGUGGGCACGGCCGGCAGGUUGACGGUGAGCGGGACGGACUUGUACGGACAGAAAAACGAAGGCGAAGGUGGACAAGAGCUCUUGCUGAAAGAUAACACCCCUGUGUGGGAUGCAUCCUUACCUGACAAGGCGUACCGAGACAUCCCGUCGCCUUACCUUACCGGCACCCUCUGUAUGGUUCAGGCAGUACGGCAGGCGUUCCAAGACCAAGACGACCGUCGUACCUGGGACGGUCGACCGCUCACUAUGGCUGCUACCUUUGAGGACUGUCUAUAUGCACUUUGUGUCGUGGACACGAUCAAGAAGUCCAAUCAAUGCGGAGAGUGGCAGAACAUUGUCGUGAUGACGGAAGAACCGGAGGUCAGUCCCGCUUACCUGAUCAGCGAGGCCAUGCGUCGCAGCAGAAUGUCGCUGUACUGCUAAUGCAGCUUGUAAGAUUCGGGAAAAGUGGAAACGCAAGCAAGGUUGAUUGCAGCUAAGCGUUCUUGCUGUAAGCAAACGGCAAUAGUCGCUCUCAAACGGAUUAUAAUCAUGAACACCAUCGCUUGCAGAGUCUCGUUGGAUUUACAACUUUGAGAGACUGGAGACCAUACAUUGUGUUUUCCUGGGAAUACCACACCUUGAAGACAUGCAAGCAGUGGAGACUUGCCUUGUCCUUGUUGCACAGAGUUGCAUUUCACAAGAUGGGCUUGACUGCAUCUAUCCUAUGUCUUUGUAGAACAUGUUGGUGUGUCGACAGACCUACCCUAGAGACCUGGUCAAGUCGCUGAGUAUGCAAUAAAUCUAACUAGAUAUGCUGUCAAUGCCAUGCUUGCUGAUGUACAAGGGCAUGCAUGUGUUCCUACAUCAAACAAACAAAACCAUGCAAUUACAAUCAUGCGCUUCUGUCUGGCUUUGGUUUUGAAGGUACCGAUGGGAUGUUAAGGCUAGCUACAUGUGUCUGUUUGUGUUUGCAUGCUAGAGCGAAAUCGUUGUAUUUGUGUGGACGUGGACUCAAGCCGUCAACCAAUGACUGUAAUUGCAUGAGAUCUGCACUGACACUGAAAAGAGACGGCAUAUGUGUUACAAGGUGCUGCAAGAAUAGCAAACGUUUCCGUAUCGGUCAAACCACAUAUUAGAAAACGUGUUAUAUUACGUCAUUGUCUUGUCGAUCCAUUUGACUGCAAGUGUAGAUUUAUAGCCCAUGUGACUCUUUCGGUUGUCAUAUCCCCAUUCGGACCUGUGGUUCUCAACUGGCUGUUGCUUUGGGCCUUCAGGAGUUUUGCUCUUGGUUUUCAUGUAAUUGACAAAUUAAUUUGCACCAAAAUACCGUAGACUGAUUGUGACGUAUAGUUUGUAACGUCAACAUCAAAUGCUAUUGUAAGUGUUAGCUUGUCUUUUAAGAACGGACAAGCCAAUCUUAUGUUAAUCGCUCUUAAUAUUAGUAUUUAGCAUUAGCACUGACUACCCACUUGUUCAGAACCGUUGCUUUAGAUAGUUAUUGCGCAUCUUUGAGAGCUAACCUAUGCGUGAUAAUCGAUAAACCUGAAAAUAUAUACCAAAAAAUGUGCUAAAUGGUGCUAGACUGUCAUAUGAACACUUGUACUUUUUUGGGGGGUUUUUAGAUAUAAUGGAAUUUGAGUUCAGUCUCAUUUUAUUUAGUGUAGCAAGGCAGUUAAGGCUAACCUUUACAACAAAAUGAUAACGUGUGGAUUUGUUUCCAUAUUUUGUCCUCAUCCAUCACUCCAGAUCUCCAAGAUCGCAAUUAAUGGUGCAUUCAUGUCAUGUCAGAAUUACAAUUAUUACGAAAUUCUGACUUAUGCAAUCUUCUUAUUUAACGUCAUUGUAGAACUCAUAAUAACGAGUUGUAAACUCUAAAUACUAUGAAAAAUAAUAUGAUUCAAAAUAAUAUGACUUGAAAAUCAUGUUGCUAUUGACAAUAAUAGCCAGUAUGUGGCUGCAGUGUUGUCUGCUAUCCCCUACUGUGUAGUCAUUCUAAAUGUUAUAAAAGUCAUGCGUUUGGUUCUAUAUUUAGACAUUAUCAAACUAUUAUUUGUCGAAGUUUUUUGACAAAUAAUUUUUUGUUAGUUUUUUCCAUUUUUGCAAUGGUCACAUAAUGCUUAGUCAAACCUGACCCUGGUGUUACAAAGAGAAGACACAGAACAAUAAUUUCUUUCAGACAUCACAGUGUAGUAACUUAAAGUAAAUUAAUAAUACUGUCAAGACAAUGUAAUGGAAAAUUGUAAAAAUAGAAUUAGUGUAUAAAACAGAAGACCCAGACUUUGUUCAAUGUGUGUGUGUGCACGUUCAUGCAUGUGUGUUUUUGUGUGCAUGCAUGCAUAUAUAUGUGUGUGCGCGUGUGUGUGCGCAUGCGCGUGAGCGUGUGUGUGUGCAUGCAUGUUUGUAUGCAUGCGUGUGUGUGUGUGUGCAUGCGUGUGUGCAUGCUUGUAUGAGUGUGUGUGUUCUGCCUUCUGGCUGUGUUAAUCUUACACGUUUAUUUCUGUUUCUGUGUGUGUUGCAUUGUGGGUGUGUUAUGGUCUCACCCCCUUGUUUAUCUGUGUGUCUGUGCGUGCAUGCGUGUGUGCGCGCCUGUGCGUGCAUGCAUGUUUGUAUGCAUUCGUGUGUUUAUGUGUGUGUGUGUGUGUGUGUGUGUGCGUGCAUGUUUGUAUGCAUGCAUGCGUGUGUGUGUGUGUGCACGCAUGCAUGUUUGUUUGUGUGUGUGUGUGUGUGUGCGCAUGCGUGUGUUUGUGUGCAUGCUUGUAUGAGUGUGUGUGUUCUGCCUUCUGGCUGUGUUAAUCUUACACGUUUAUUUCUGUUUCUGUGUGUGUUGCAUUGUGGGUGUGUUAUGGUCUCACCCCCUCGUGUGUGUGUGUGUGUGUGUUUGUUUUGCACUCUGCAUGUUUUAUAGUUUCACCCCUUCAUUUCUGUGUGUGUUCUGCUUUGUGGCUGAUUUAUUAAAAAAAAUGAUGGUCCUUUUUUUUUUUUUUGACCUUCCUAUUCAUUUACAACAGCAACGGUUUUUCUUUUCUAUUUUUACGACCACUUAGAGUUAUCGAAUCAAGUCCAAUUUUUUGUGUUUUCAGAGGGCAGGUGGAUGAAAAGUUAGGGAUGCACCGAUCUGAUACCUGAAGCUUUUAGAUGGAUGGGAUAUCGGUCAGAUGAGCCCGAUCCAAAUCCGGUACUGUGUGUUAAUCAUGUUUGUUUCUGUCAAUCUCCAAAAAUGACAUAAAAGAACCAUUAAAACACAAUUAAAGUUCACAUGACUCGUGCAUUUUAUUCAACGCCAUUUGAAGACGUGUGAUAGCUCUGUGAAUCACAAAAGACUGUGUUUAAUAAGUAAAUAUAUAGUAUGCGCAACGCCAGCCUGUUAGUGAAUGGCGCUGUUCUGUUACACACACACACACACACACACACACACACACACACACACACACUCACACACACACACACACACACACACACACACACACACACACACACACUCACAGCUAUUUUUAGCCUUCACAGCAUCUCAGAUGCUCAAUAGUUCGGUUCACUUAUAAUAUGCAUUUAGAACGGCACCAGAGGAGCAUUUGACCAGGAUUUGAAUAAUAAGCGAAUUAAACUACUGUGAACUAGCCCACAAACGGACACUUACAGGACGUCCUGGAGAGUUCAGAAUGUCAAAAUAAAAGCGUGAGGGUUUAAAAAGUGCACAAUUUAAUGAAUGAAAAGUGGGCUGAUGUCUUGCAACUAAAUUGAAUAAAAAAGAGAUCUGAUUCAUUUAAAGUCCAGAUGCAACUUUAAACAUUUUUGCAAAAAUAAACACUGGUUUCUUUUCUACUGAAGACUUGAAGACUGGAAUUCCUGUUAAUGUUGCUGCUGCAUUAUCCAGUACACUAGUGAACAAUAAAGUGUCUUAAUAAUCGAUACAUUUAUAUUGAAAUAAUGUGUCGUUAGAGGUUUGGGUUUCUUUACAUAUUAAAGAGUUCCACACAAUAAUGUAAAGAUAUUCUAAACUGAUUAUGCAAAAAACAACAACAACAACAACACUGGUAUCGGAUCAGGAUUGGAUGAAACUGAGAUUUCCGGUAUCGGAAGAGAAAGUGGUAUCGGUGCAUCCCUGAUGAAAAGUCACAAAGUCUUGUGCCCGGGGUCUUGUGCCCGGGGUCUUGUGCCCGGGGUCUUGUGCCCGGGGUUUGACAUAGAAACUGGCCCAAAAGUUGCUGGGGGUUGGUGAAAAACGAAAAUUGGUUUUGUAUGAAAAAUAAAAAAUUUCAGACUCUUAAAAACUGAGAUAAAGAUCAAUUUAAUGAUUUUUAUUACAGGGGGGGAAAGUGAUUUUGAAAUAAGAAUUCAAAAAGAAUAGGAAGGUUAAAUAUCUGACAGUUUGAUAUGAUUCACUGUUACCUUGAUUGUUUCUCUAUUGUUUUGUAAGAUCAUAUAGAAGUGAAUUAAUUAAUUAAAAUAGUCAUUAAACAUUUCGCUGUAAUCAAUUUCAAACCCAUAAAUGGAUCCGUUUUGGCGCUGAGUGUUGAUGUACAAACAUCAUUUCUGUGUUCUGAGGACAUGAACGGUUCCAAAUAGAAUCUCUGAAGUAUCAUUUCAUAAUUACAGUAAUUCCGACUCGACAUGAACGCACCAUAAAAACUUAUCUUUUUAUUAUUUUUCUGUGUAAAAAGUUUGUUUUGAGUCCUGAUAAAGAUGGCCAAGCAUCAAAUGUGUAUUAUGUGGACUUGCAUUUGUUCAAUAUAUGCUGUCGUAUAUGAGUUGUAGAUCACUGUGGGACUGUUCGCUGUAUGACAGAAGACUGGAGAGAAUGACUUCAUGUUUAUUUCUGUUCAAUUGUGGCUGUAUUUUAUUUCUUUGCUGCCUGCAUAAAUACCUGCUGUACAUGACUGUAAACACUCUGUGUAGUGUGAGGAUGUACGUAUUUUUAUCCUGAAUAUUUCAUAUCAGAUCAGGAAUUGUUUGUAUUGUGAAACAGGAAGUAAGAGGACUUUGAGUGUACGUUAGUGUAUUAAUACUGUCAUAAUAUCAUUUAAAGGUACAGUAAGUCUCAGCAGUUUCAAUAAUGCUGUAAGAUCCAUCUUGAAAACUGCUGCGGACAUGAGAGGAACUUGUCUUGAGACGUUAUGAUCCCAAACUCAUUGCCAACUGCUGUAUGUUUAACGCAACUGUUUCUGAACAAAACUCAACGAUACUUGUUACAACUGGAUGUGUUUAAAUGUAAGAUUGCACUUGUAAUCUGUGUAUGUGAAUAUCUAUAUACUCUUCCUGUUGGGCAUCUACCCUCGUGUGAAGUCUCGUCCCUCUUUUUCUUAAAAAAAAAAUAAAUAAAAAAAAGCAAAUAUUGAUGUUCCAGUGAGACGCUUGCAAUGGAAGUCAAUGGGGCCCAUUUUUGGAGGCAGAAAUGUGAAGCUUAUAAUUUUAUAAAAGCACUUACAUGAAUUCUUCAGCUGAAAAGUUGUUUAAAUAGUCAUUUUUAUGGUGGUUUUAAGAUUUACAGUAUUACAUCGUCAUGGCAACGAAGUUGUAAAAUUGGCUAUAACUUCACACAGUUGAAGGUAAGUGGAUUUAUCACAGUAAAAUCAUGUUAACACAUAUUGUUUAUGCAUUGUGGCUAUAUGUUUGUGGAUUGAUCCCCAUUGACUUCCAUUGUAAGUGCCGCACUGGACACAGAUGUAUUUUUAAAGAGGAGGAGGGACGAGUCAAAUGACAUUUAUGUGGGAAUCAAUAGUAUUGCACAAACGCUGUUGAUUAAGUUUAACUGGCUUAACUUACCCGGGAUGUUCUUUAAGUACCAAAAUGUUUUCCUAAGAAAACAUGUUUUAAUGGGAAUGCUUCUUGCUAAUUUUAGCAAGGUUAGAAGUUGGCGAGGAAGUGUAAUUGGGCUGUUCUCAUGAUCGUGAAUAUCGUGAUCAUAUAUUUUGCCGUAUCGUCCAGCCCUAUGGAUUUUUAUGGUGCCUUAAUGUCACAGUUUUGGACCCCAUUGACAAAUGCAUCUUCUACAUUCUUCAAAAUACCUUUGUGUUCCUCAGAAGAAAGAAAGACGGCAUGAGAGUGAGUAAAUGAUGAGAGAAUGAUCAUUGGGUGAACCAUCCUUUCAGACUGUAUGUGACUUACAUUUGAGCAGUUCCUCUCUGCGGGCUCUUAAACUGGCAGCUACACUGAAGAGGGUAAAAGUGAGAUUCGGAGCGGGUUGAGAUGGAUGUUUAAUAUUUCACUGACCAGGAGGAGUGUUUCUGGCUUUCAUUUUCCUUCCUGGAACAAAUAAGAAGAAUGAAAAGAUUUGAUUUAGUCAAGAGAGCGAAUCUGUGCCAUACACAUCAUACGCCGCUGAGUGUUACUACAAACAGAAUAAUGGCAGAACAAUUCAUUAAACUGGUCAAAUUAAUGCUAAAACUGUAGUGUGAAUGUCUGUGUUUAUAGCUUAGCUCUCUCUCUCUCUCUCUCUCUCUCUCUCUUGCUCUGUCUCUGAAGUCUGGAAGGAUUAAGCCAUCAAGGGCACAGAAAGCGUUGAGUGGUAUUUACUGUGUAUGAAUGUAAGACUGACCGAUUGACCCAGUAGCCUAAUUUCAAAUUGAGUUUCACCACCCUUGUUCUUCUACCUACAGCCCAACAAUAUACCAGUCCAAAACUCAUCACCUCCAUUUGGACACUUCACACAUCAGUUGGGCUCAGGGGUGGACUGGGAUGAGAAUAA
Molecule: messenger RNA, 7844 nt
Organism: Xyrauchen texanus (razorback sucker)
Lineage: Eukaryota; Metazoa; Chordata; Actinopteri; Cypriniformes; Catostomidae
Gene: gfod1
Product: glucose-fructose oxidoreductase domain containing 1
Exons: 2
Coding region: 428-1603 (391 amino acids)
Molecular function (GO): nucleotide binding
Source: RefSeq, a predicted model, not a curated record